AUGGCGUCAUCGUCAAACGUUCUAUUUCAGCCUACAUUGGCGUCAUCGUCAAGCGUUCCAUUUCAGCUUACAAUGGCGUCAUCGUCAAGUGUUUCAUCUCUGCCUACAAUGGCGUCAUCAAGCGUUCCCUUUCGCCCUGUAAUAACGUCGGCAAGUGUUCCCUUACGGGCUGCAAUGACAUCGGCAAGCGUUCUCUUUCAUCCAGGAGUAUCAUCGACAAACGUUCCCUUUCGACCUGAAAUGGCAUCGUCCGCAAGCGCCUUCGCUGAACGUCAAGCAGCUAAUUUUCAAAUAGCCGCUGGCGCACAGCCUCGUUAUCCCGUACGUCCAAGACCUAGCCCUGGCGUAUUCAUGUUUGGAAGGUUGCCUUUCCUUCACAGCAGAGUAUCGCGUUGCUAUGGAUGCGGGGGCAAGUGGCAGGAUGCAAGUGUAAAUUCAAGUAGUGCAUUCCGCGCACAAUACUGGCUAGUGUGUAUAUACACCGGUGAGAUCGAUGGAGAGACUUGCAUUACCCCGUCGUUGACAUAUUUUCGGUGGAGCCUGGUGGUAAGAACAAGGUCGUGUGGUGGAGAAGACGAUCUUAUCCCAUUUCUUCUUCAAGAACAUUACGAUUGA
This is a messenger RNA of Paramuricea clavata, 615 nucleotides long. The record is from the annotation of a GenBank genome assembly. Lineage: Eukaryota; Metazoa; Cnidaria; Anthozoa; Malacalcyonacea; Plexauridae.